Messenger RNA from Tetrahymena thermophila SB210, 2082 nucleotides. Its product is annotated as tetratricopeptide repeat protein. The record is from RefSeq and is a predicted model, not a curated record. Gene Ontology annotation, molecular function: protein binding. The transcript has 2 exons. Gene Ontology annotation, biological process: cell division. NCBI's taxonomy places the organism in Eukaryota, Ciliophora, Oligohymenophorea, Hymenostomatida, Tetrahymenidae.
AUGAUCAUUACUUCAUUCUAAACUAGUGAAUCAGAUAAAAUUUUCAGCUAAUCAUCAACCAUCACCAAAAAUAAAAAAUAUUAUAGAGUAUUUCAAGCUAUUUCAGUAAUAUCUAUAAUAUUAGUUUUUAUUUAUCUGAUAAAUACUUAAAAUCCUAUUUAAAAUGAUACUAUUUUGAAAGAAAUCGAAUAAUCUGAAAAAAAUAAUGGACAUAAUGAUAUAUUGACAGAGUAGGAUAUGGAUUAAUUAGGCUUAGAGUUUUUGGAUAAAAAUGAAACUUAGCAAGCAAUAAGAAUAUAUGAUUAUCUGCAUUAAAAGUAUCCAGAUAAUUUGAAGUAUUUAAAUUCUUUAGCUUAUGCUUACUUUGUUUCAGGUGAUAAUAAAAAUGCAUUUUUGAACUUUCAAAAAAGCUUGUAAUUAGAUUAGGAUAACGAAUUUGCUUUAUUUUAUACUGGCUUAUAUUACAUUUAAUAAUAGGAUAAUUAAAAUGCCAAAAUUUUCUUCUAAAAGGUUUUAACACUAAACUCUAAACAUGAAGGUGCUUUAUUAAAUCUAGGAAACUUAAUUUAUGCAGAAAAAGAAGAAAAAUAUGAAGAAAAAUCUGCAUUCUAUUAUAUGAAAUGCAUCGAAAGCAAUUAAAAAAAUAAAGAAUGCUUGUACAAAAUGGGUAUAUUAUAUUUCAAUAGAGACUCAAGUUAUCAAGCUAUUAAAUUUUUCAAACUCAUACUUGAUGUAGAUCCUUAGAAUGCUUUAGCAAACUGCGCCCUUGGCGAUGCUUACUAUAAGCUAAAAUAAAAUAAUGAAGCACUAAUAUAUUACAAAAAUUGUGUAGAUUUAUUGAAAUAAGAUUAGUAAUAGAAAGAGUUGAUUUAUUACUACAAAAAAAUAUUAUAGAUAGAUCAAAAAAUUUACCCUGAAAUUAUAAAUAUUUUGGCUGAUUUGUAUUACAGUUAAUAACAGUAUGAUGAUGCUUUACUAUUUUACAAACAAGUCAUAAGAAUGAAUCCAAAAGAUGAGAAAGCCCUUUUAGCUAUAAUUGAAAUAUAUGAUAAGUAGAAUAAUAUAAAAGAAUAAAUUUUUUGGCUCAAGAAUUUAGUUGAAUUAAAAAAUUUAAACAAUGACAACUAUAUCUUAAAGCUCGCAGAUAUAAAUUACAAAAUCAAGAACUGCUCUGAAGCUAUUUAUUGGUAUAAAUAGUUAUUUAAUAAAUAAAACUAAAAUUAUAAUUUAGCAUUAUAAAUUGCUUAAUGCUAUGUAGAUAUUGAAGAUGAUCAUGCAGCAGAGCUUUGGUAUUAGAAAGUUUUAAUAAUUGAUCAGUAGAACUAAAUCUCAUUAGAAAAAUUAUCCGAACUAUACUAUAAUGAAAGGAAAAAAUAACAAGCAGCUAAGUACAGCUAAUUAUGCUUAAAUAAUUAUAUCUAAUCAUUAAUUUGUAAUAAGAUUACAGGCUUUUUGUAUUACGACGACGGUCAUUAUUAAGAAGCAUCCUAAAAUUUAUUAAUGGCUCUAAAGCAAGAUCCAUACGAUCCUUAAGCCUUGUUUACUAUAGCAUAAACAUAUGAAGCUCUAAAAGAUUAUAAAAAAGCUUCUUUCUUUUAUAAAAAAUGUAUUACUGUAAAUCCUAUUGCAUCAAUAUACAAAAACUUGGCAGAAUGUUUAUUAUAAAUAGAUGAUAUAGAAGAAGCAAUAAAAAUGCUAUAAAAAAGCAUCGAGUUAGAUCCAAGCUAUUAAGAUUCUUAUUUGCUACUAGCAAAAAUUUAUGAAAACUAAAAUGAAGAAUAAUCGUCAAUUGAAAUUUAUGAAAAAUAUUACUAGAUAGAUCCAUAUGAUGCUUCUGUAGUUAUAAAGCUUGCUAAGUAUUUUUAAAAAGAAAAUAAUAUAGAAAAAUCAAUGAAUUAUUAUAAAUUUCUAAUUGAAAUAAGGGAGAGCUAUGAGCCUGCCUACCAAGCUAUUUCUUCUCUUUACUUAUAGUAAAAUAAAUUAGAUUAAGCAAUUUUUUAUUUUCACUAAUUAAUAAGCAAUAAUUAGUUUAAUGAAUUUGCAGUCGCAUAAUACAAAUACUUGAUUGCUUUAAAAAAAUGA